Funneliformis geosporum is the source of this 313-nucleotide messenger RNA. Lineage: Eukaryota; Fungi; Glomeromycota; Glomeromycetes; Glomerales; Glomeraceae. The record is from the annotation of a GenBank genome assembly.
AUGGGAAAAUCAAAUAGAAAGCGAAGUGAAUUAAUGCAACAAAUGAAAUUAUUUUAUAAAUGUCAAAUCCCAUUUGAUAUCGAAUUAGUUAAUGCGCAUUUAAAUCUUGAUGAAGAUCUUAUUGAAAUAAUAGAAGAAGAUAAUGGUAUUAAUGAUGCAGAAAUAAAUUCAUUUGAUAAAAUCAUUAAGGAUAGUUUGGAAGAGGAUUCGGAGAAAGAAGAUAAUCAAAAUGUAGUUGAAAAAGAAAAGGAGACAGACAUAAAAUGGGAUCCAAUCGCAGCAGCUGAUGAACACGUAUUUGAAGGUUACAGAG